Molecule: messenger RNA, 1086 nt
Organism: Vicia villosa (hairy vetch)
Lineage: Eukaryota; Viridiplantae; Streptophyta; Magnoliopsida; Fabales; Fabaceae
Product: EPIDERMAL PATTERNING FACTOR-like protein 3
Exons: 3
Coding region: 668-1036 (122 amino acids)
Biological process (GO): guard cell differentiation; stomatal complex development
Source: RefSeq, a predicted model, not a curated record
GUAUUUCAUACUGAUAUAUCUGGUCCGGUCUAUAUAUUUGAUCUGAGAUCAGAUACAUCAAUUAUUCUAAAAAUAAAAUAAAAUAAUGUAUCUGAUUCAAUCUAUAUAUCUGAUCUAACACUGAGAUCAGAUACAUUAAUUAUUUUGGAAAAAAAUAAUGUAUAUGAUCCAGUCUAUAUAUCUGAUGUGAGAUUAAGACCAGAUAUAUUAGUUAUUCAAUAAAUUUGAAAAAGAAAUAGUAGUAGAUAAUAAUUAUAGGUAUGUGUAGACUGAAAAUGGGUGCUGUUAUUCUGAACAAAUAGAGAACCAUAUAUAGCAGCACCCUUUUGGGUUGAUUUGAGAUAGAGAGUAUUGAAAGGUAAGCAAGUAAUGUAAGGUUAUAGGUAGCGGAAAAACUGAACAGACUAGUCUUAGGAGCUGUCAAAUAAAUAGGUGAAUUUUGUGUUGAUCAGUGUGUAACAAGAAACUACCAGAAUCAUCACUUGUGUGUCUCUAAAGCAAAAUCUCAAAGAGUGCCAUCUUUUUGGGAAUAACAAGUUUCUCCUCUCUUAUACAGUAGUAGUCUUUUUCCUCUCUCUUCUCAUACUACUAGUAGUAUAUAUUCAAGGAUUCAGCAAUAAUCAUCACAUAUUGUUGCAUCUUAAUUACAUUCAUCAUUUGAUUCAUCAUGAAAGGAAGAUUUUUCUGUUUUAUGCUAGCUAUGAAUCUACUGAUUUGUGUUUCUGUAGCUAAAAGACCAUUUCUUUCAACUGAUGCAAUGUCCCAUCCAGACCCAAAAUAUGCACCAGCACCAUACCAAACCAUAGAGUCCAAAAAGGUAAGAGAAAAUACUAAGUCAGAGAAUGUAGGGAUGAGUAACAUCAAGAUAGGGUCAAGUCCACCAAGCUGUGAGCAUAAAUGUUAUGGAUGCAAACCAUGUGAAGCAAUUCAAGUUCCAAGUAAAAGCAGUAGGAGAAGUCAUUUGAGACUUGAGUAUGCAAAUUAUGAACCUGAGAGCUGGAAAUGCAAAUGUGGCCCUUCCUUCUACAGUCCAUGAUCAUUGAAUUAUAUGUAUAGUAUAUAGUUUAUCUCUUAGGUUCAUAUUAU